AAACAAUAAAAAAAAUAAAAUAAAAGGGUAAGUUAACCGCCAGAAGUGAAGAUCAGAGAGAACCAUUAAAACAAAGAAAAGCUUUAUUCAAUUAUGUGAUACAUACAUACAUACAUACACUAAUGCCCUUUUCUUCUUCCUUUGGCUUUUGAGCCUCAUUUAUUAUCCCCAUCGCCAUCGCUUCAUAAGCCUUCACUCUCUUCAUUCAGCAAUUUACAGCUGAUUCCUCGAUGGCGGACCUCAAAGAGCGGUUGCUUCCUCCGAAACCUGCAUCUGCUAUGAACUUGAGGGAAUCUUCAUAUAGACCGUCGCCCUCUGGAAGGCAACCUUUUCAAGGAGUCGAUGUUGUAGGACUGAAGAAGCGUGGCCAGGGCAUCAGGUCUUGGAUUCGGGUUGACUCAUCUGGUAAUUCUCAGGUAAUUGAGGUUGACAAAUUUACCAUGAUGCGUCGCUGUGACUUACCUGCUCGCGAUCUGCGCCUGCUUGAUCCUCUCUUUGUUUAUCCUUCAACCAUCCUUGGCAGAGAGAGAGCUAUUGUUGUUAAUUUGGAACAAAUUCGGUGUAUCAUUACAGCAGAUGAGGUUUUAAUUCUGAAUUCCCUGGAUAGCUGUGUAUUGCAAUAUGUAGUGGAACUACAACGGCGAUUAACUCCAUCUGGGGUACCGGAAGUCUGGCAAUCAGACAAUUCUGAUUUGAGUCGGAGGAGGGGAAGUAGAAAUUUUGACAAUGUUUUCGGAAAUACAUCUCCUGACUAUUUGCCCUUUGAGUUUAGGGCUUUAGAAGUUGCUUUAGAGGCUGCUUGCACAUUUCUUGAUUCUCAAGCAGCAGAAUUAGAAAUCGAAGCAUACCCGUUGUUGGAUGAACUGACAUCGAAGAUCAGUACAUUAAACUUGGAGCGUGUUCGUCGCCUAAAAAGCAGACUUGUUGCCUUGACUCGGAGAGUGCAGAAGGUUAGGGAUGAGAUAGAGCAACUCAUGGAUGAUGAUGGGGAUAUGGCUGAGAUGUAUCUUACCGAGAAGAAAAGUAGGAUGGAAACGUCAUUCUAUGGCGAUCAGUCUUUAAUUGGAUACAGAUCUAAUGAUUGUGCAUCUAUUUCUGCUCCUGUAUCUCCUGUCUCUUCACCCCCUGAGUCUAGAAGGCUCGAGAAGACCUUGAGCAUCGCAAGGAGUCGACAUGAGAGUAUGAGGAGUUCAGACAGCAAUACAGAAAGUAUAGAAGAGCUUGAGAUGUUGCUGGAAGCGUACUUUGUUGUUAUAGACAGCACUCUAAACAAGCUGACAUCGGUAUUCACAAAUGUUUAUCUUCAUUUGAUUGCUGUUCAUCAAUAUUCGAAUACAUCGACAUCUAAACAGUGUUUAAUCAAUUUUUAUUCUUCUAUGUUUCAGCUGAAGGAAUACAUCGACGACACAGAAGAUUUCAUCAACAUUCAGCUGGAUAAUGUUCGAAACCAGCUUAUUCAAUUUGAGCUACUUCUCACAACUGCAACAUUUGUGGUAGCCAUUUUCGGGGUGGUUGCAGGAAUCUUCGGCAUGAACUUCCCCAUAGCACUGUUUGACAGUCCCGUGGCUUUUAAAUGGGUCCUCAUUGUUACCGGGAUAACAGGCAUGACCAUAUUUUGUGCUUUUGUAUGGUUUUUCAAGUAUAGAAGGCUCAUGCCAUUGUAGGUGCUUUAAGACCCUCAAUUAAAAUGAUUUAAUUGAAAAGAGGAAGAAUUUUGUUUUCUUCCUUUAUUCUUUUCCUUUUUUACUUUAUAUAUAUUCAAUGAGAAAAUAGGAAAUAAAAGCUAGUCCUCUUUAGCUACCA
Molecule: messenger RNA, 1803 nt
Organism: Cannabis sativa
Lineage: Eukaryota; Viridiplantae; Streptophyta; Magnoliopsida; Rosales; Cannabaceae
Product: magnesium transporter MRS2-1
Exons: 5
Coding region: 231-1664 (477 amino acids)
Biological process (GO): transmembrane transport; magnesium ion transport
Cellular component (GO): membrane
Molecular function (GO): magnesium ion transmembrane transporter activity
Source: RefSeq, a predicted model, not a curated record